Molecule: messenger RNA, 513 nt
Organism: Procambarus clarkii (red swamp crayfish)
Lineage: Eukaryota; Metazoa; Arthropoda; Malacostraca; Decapoda; Cambaridae
Source: RefSeq, a predicted model, not a curated record
AUGUCUUACCACUGCGCCACGGGGAUAUAUGAAGUCAGACGGUCAAGACAACAUUUGAGAGAGACGGGUCCUGUUGGUCUUGUACCCCCAGAGACGGGUCCUGCUGGUCCUGUACCCCCAGAGACGGGUCCUGCUGGUCCUGUACCCCCAGAGACGGGUCCUGCUGGUCUUGUACCCCCAGAGACGGGUCCUGCUGGUCCUGUACCCCCAGAGACGGGUCCUGCUGGUCCUGUACCCCCAGAGACGGGUCCUGUUGGUCUUGUACCCCCAGAGACGGGUCCUGCUGGUCCUGUACCCCCAGAGACGGGUCCUGCUGGUCCUGUACCCCCAGAGACGGGUCCUGCUGGUCCUGUACCCCCAGAGACGGGUCCUGCUGGUCCUGUACCCCCAGAGACGGGUCCUGCUGGUCCUGUACCCCCAGAGACGGGUCCUGCUGGUCCUGUACCCCCAGAGACGCCAAACACACAGACACAAAUCCUGGGUCAACAUUUCCACUUCUUCCGCGUCAAAUAA